Messenger RNA from Callithrix jacchus (white-tufted-ear marmoset), 2255 nucleotides. RefSeq names its product MIS12 kinetochore complex component (gene MIS12). Gene Ontology annotation, cellular component: nucleus; chromosome, centromeric region; MIS12/MIND type complex. Gene Ontology annotation, biological process: kinetochore assembly; mitotic sister chromatid segregation; mitotic cell cycle. The record is from RefSeq and is a predicted model, not a curated record. Lineage: Eukaryota; Metazoa; Chordata; Mammalia; Primates; Cebidae.
GUGGCGGGAAGCCUGUGUGCUCGAAUUCGUCACCCUCAUGGUCGCUCCAGUAAGUGCUGCGGAGCAGCAUUUUUCCUGAGGAGCGGGUACUGGCGGGACUAGUUUAGGCGUCAUCGCUGAGGAGCGCGGCAGCCUGCUGGAUUUUUCACAAUUGAAAAUAACAUAGCAAAAUAAGCCAAGAUGUCUGUGGAUCCAAUGACCUAUGAGGCCCAGUUUUUUGGCUUCACGCCACAAACAUGCAUGCUUCGGAUCUACAUUGCAUUUCAAGACUACCUAUUUGAAGUGAUGCAGGCCGUUGAACAGGUUAUUCUGAAGAAGCUGGAUGGCAUCCCAGACUGUGACCUUAGCCCAGUGCAGAUUCGCAAAUGCACAGAAAAGUUUCUUUGCUUCAUGAAAGGACGUUUUGAUAACCUUUUUAGCAAAAUGGAGGAACUGUUUUUGCAGCUGAUUUUACGUAUUCCCUCAAACAUCUUGCUUCCUGAAGAUAAAUGUAAGGAGACACCUUAUAGUGAGGAAGAUUUUCAGCAUCUCCAGAAAGAAAUUGAACAGUUACAGGAGAAGUAUAAGACUGAAUUAUGUACUAAGCAGGCCCUUCUUGCAGAAUUAGAAGAGCAAAAAAUUGUUCAGGCCAAACUCAAACAGACAUUGACUUUCUUUGAUGAGCUUCAAAUUGCUGGCAGAGAUCAUGGGACUAGUGAUUUUAGGGGGAGUUUAGUGUCCCUGGUUCACAACUCCAGAAAACUUCAAAACAUUAGAGACAAUGUGGAAAAGGAAUCGAAACGAUUGAAAAUAUCUUAGUUGCUGAAUAGUCAAAAGGAGGAGUCUGUCAAAAAGUAGAAUCACAAGGAAUUUAUACCAGUGACUGUUCAAACCAACCAUACUUUUUUUAGAUUUGCUUUGUCAACUCUGUUGCAUUCUGUGUCUUCCUCUUUUUUGGUCCACUUUCCUGAGGUAUGUGUGUACUGCUUUGAACUAGGCUGAAGCAUCUGUUCCUUAGAAUCUUAAAAGUAGGAAGGGAUCAAACAAAUGAAGCCAUGGCCAGUUAAAGAUUAUUAGCAGAGUUAUAUACUGGUCGUAAGUUCUUUGUGACCUUGAUUAUUUUGACUUAUUUUUUGGAUGAGACCAGGUGAGAAAGGGAUUGAACUGGUGGCUCUUUUAUUAUUUUUUUGAGACAGGGUCCCAUUCUGUUACCCAAGUUGGAGUAGAGUGCAGUGGUGCAAUCUUGGUUCACUGCAAUCCCUGUGUCCCGGGCUCAAGUGAUCCUCCUGCCUCAGCCUCCCAGGAGGGUCUGUGCCACCAUGCUUUGCUAAUUAAAAAAAUUUUUUUUGUAGAGAUGAUGCUUCACUAUAUAGCCCAAGCUGAGUGGCUCUUUUAUUAACCAGUCUUUACACUGCGGGACAGCCAACACAGAGUACUUGUUUUGCUCUGUAAAUUUUCUUACAUGAGGGAGUCAAUAUAUAGUUGAAAGAAGCAUGUAGCAAAAAAGACAACCUUGAUCUUUAAUAAAGAAGAAAGAAGUUGGGCCGGGCGCGGUGGCUCACGCCUGUAAUCCAAGCACUUUGGAGGCCAAGGCGGGCGGAUGACCUGAGGUCGGGAGUUCAAGACCAGCCUGACCAACAUGGUGAAGCCCUGUCUUUAAAAAAAAAAAAAAAAAAGAAAGAAAGAAGUUGGUUUUGUUUCUAAAAUAAAUCCUUCCCCUGACAAAAACCCUGGUGCUGUUAAGCAGUAUUCUAUUCUGUUAAGCAGAAGACCUUAGAUUAAAAAAUGCAGAGCCCACUGAACUAGAAAAGGAAACAUAUUAGCAUACCUAGUAGUGAAAUUUCAUUUUACUGUUAGGUAUUUAUGCCAAUUUCUUUUCAUACUGCAUUUGGUUUUGGAAUCUGUCUUAUAUGUAAUUAAUUAUUCACACUUAUAAGCAUCAAAUAUUUAAUGCCCUCAGUGGGAAAUUUUAGCUGUGUCUUGUAUUUAAACUCAAUGGAAUCUAAUAUUUCUUUAUGUAAUUAGUCCUUGUAAAAUGUUAGGUCACCCAAGGAAAUGGGAGAAAUAGCAGUGGUUUCUUCUAAGGUAAUGCUUGCCCUCCAUGUCUUUGUAAAGAGCAGGACUUGGAGUUUCUCCUUUAUAUAGAGAAGAAGUAACUUAGGUGUAUUUUAAUGAAAUAUUCAUAGAUAUAGAAAGCUUAUAUAUACAUGAAAUAUGUUUAUUAUCAAGAAGUCCUUUUUCUAGUUCUGUACAUUAAAUAUAUGUGUUUUAAAGGG